This is a messenger RNA of Gracilinanus agilis (Agile Gracile Mouse Opossum), 819 nucleotides long. RefSeq names its product kallikrein related peptidase 13 (gene KLK13). The record is from RefSeq and is a predicted model, not a curated record. Gene Ontology annotation, molecular function: serine-type endopeptidase activity. Gene Ontology annotation, biological process: proteolysis. The transcript has 5 exons. Bases 1 to 819 code for a protein of 272 amino acids. Lineage: Eukaryota; Metazoa; Chordata; Mammalia; Didelphimorphia; Didelphidae.
AUGUGGCUGGUGCCCCUGGCCCUGGUCCUGGCCUCGUCACACGCCAUUUCCCAGGAGAUCUCCAAGAUUAUCAACAGCUCUAAUGGCACCCAGGGUGCCCUGCCUGGAGUCAAGGAAUGCAUCCCCCAUUCCCAGCCGUGGCAGGCGGUUCUGCUUGUGAAUAAACGGCUGCUCUGUGGGGGCAUCCUUAUUCACCCCAGCUGGGUGCUGACUGCAGCUCACUGCCAGAAGAACAAGUAUACAGUGUUCCUGGGGAAACAUGCCUUGGGUUACAGUGAGGCAGGGGAGCAAGUCCGAAGGGUCACCUGUUCUGUCCCCCACCCACUCUACCGGAGCAGCCCAACCCAUCAAAGUCAUGACCAUGAUAUUAUGCUCCUGCAUCUACAGAAGCCAGCCCAGCUCAAUAACCACGUUCAGGUCCUUCCCUUACCCUCCCAGGAAUACUUGCCUCCUGGCACCUGCUGUACAGUGUCUGGCUGGGGCACCACCACCAGCCCUCAGGUGAAUUACCCCAAAACUCUACAGUGUGCUGAAAUUCAACUGCGUUCAGAUGAGGAAUGUCAUCAGAGCUACCCAGGGAAGAUCACACCCAACAUGCUGUGUGCUGGAUCCCCAGAGGGUGGCAAAGACUCUUGUGAGGGUGACUCAGGGGGCCCCCUGGUCUGUAACGGGAUUCUGCAAGGUGUGAUCUCCUGGGGGGACUUCCCAUGUGGUCAGCCUAACCGGCCAGGUGUCUACACUCGUGUUUCCCGCUAUGUGGAUUGGAUCCAGAAUGUAAUCAAGACCAGGGAUCCAUGGAGGAAGAAGGGAAUGGAAUAA